GAGCAGACACCUGAGGUUCUGGAUGAUAGAAAUGUCUGCCCCUUACCCCAGGAAACCUACGCCCAGUCAAGUGUGAAAUAGGCUUUUUGAGUCGUGUUUUUCUGCAUUGUGUGUGUGUGUGUGUGUGUGUGUCAAACCAAACUGAGUGCCCUCUUCUUGUCCUUUCCCACAGCUCUCCUGUACAAGCCGAUUGACCGUGUGACCAGAAGCACGCUGGUUCUUCAUGUGAGUACACACACACACCAGUACAUUCACCGUCACGACUAGCAUGAGGUAGAUCCAUGAAGGAUUCCUGAUCUCACCCAGAGACAAAUGACAAGAUUGAAGAGAUAGAUUGAAUAGAUAGGACAGGAUCGAUACUCAUCAAGGAUUAAGAGUUACUGCUGUCACGUUGUGUAGUCAUGAGAAACAUAGUGAUGGGGCUGGGUAGAAUCUCUCUAGAAAGCCCCGCAGGUCAUUAAAAUUCAGCUUGGUUCUGUAUCCACCUGCGAAGACAAACCCUGCCUGCUGCUGUUUAUAGUACGUGUUGCAUUUGCCAAGCCUAUACUUUUCCUCUGCGCUGUCCAUCGAAAUGACAUGCUGUUAGAAACAAUAGGCUCUAAUUUGAUGGGCUACAACCAAGUGGAAAGUGAAACCGCAAGCAGAAAUGCCUAGACGUCUCCUCAAGUCCAGCUUCCAGUGCAUUUCAUGAAUAUGUUUGACAUAAAGCUAGUGGAGCCGUGACCAAACAAAGACCAGUUGGUUUGCUAAAAACAAAGGUGGGAGCAGAUCACGCAAACACACUGGCUGAGUCCCAAAUGGCACCAUAUUCCAAAUUUAGUGCACUACUUCUUCCAUAGUGUUUGACCAGGGCCCAUAGUGCACAAUAUAGGGAAUAGGGUGCCAUUUGGGACACAGACACGGACAAACAGUGAAAGUUACUGUAUUAUUAUCUCUUAAUGCCGUACAAAGACUGGUACUGUACUGUACCGCUGACAUCAGCUCAAGCCUUCUAGAGCUUGUCGGAAUACAUUUACGGUAGUGUGCUGACAAGGCAUAAAUCAGGCAAUGGAAAAGAGAUGGGCUUUUCUUUCACACACUCCUCUGAAAAAAGGAACUUCGUUACGCUGAGAAUAAGGUAUUUGCGAUGUGGAAGCAGGCUGUCUCAGCCAUUUCUUAGGUAGCACUUUAAAAAAUAAAGUAAUUAGUUACGCCCACAGUUCAAUAAAGGAGAGACUCUCGUAUGCUUUUAUUAGAGGAAAAUAUGUGGAACAAAACUCAGCCAUGCAUCCAAAUAGUCCAAUUCAUCAACAUAGGUUUAAAAACACAUGCACAGUGACUGUCCAAAGACAUUUCAUUUUAAUGGAUGUGGGUCUCUAUGUUUUUGGAUGGGGGUCCCUGUGACCAUUUGAGAGUUGCAUUCCCAGUGUGUGUAAAAUCUAAUGGUCUUUCUCUCUCUCUCUCUCUCUCUGUGUUAUUUUAGGACCUGCUGAAGCACACCCCUAAGGACCACCCAGACUUCCCCCUGCUGCAGGAUGCUUUGAGGAUCUCCCAGAACUUCCUGUCCUCCAUCAAUGAAGAGAUUGACCCCCGCAGGACAGCCGUCACCACGCCUAAGGGAGAGGUGGGGUCACACACAGACACACACACCAUUGUAAUAGACUACCUUAUACUUCUUAGCACUUCUUGUUGAAACCUUGGGGAAGUGUGCCAAUGUAUUUGUGAAAUGUGUUUUUGGGGUCAGAGAGAAACCCACAGUCUCUCUCCUUCUCCUCCUGCCCCCACAUCCUCAAUCUCUUCAUUACCAGCUUCCUCUCUCUCCCUCCUCUCUCUUCAUCUCUCUCUAUCUCCCUCCUCUCUCUUCAUCUCUCUCUAUCUCCCCUCUCUCUCUCUCUCUCUCUUGCAUCUUUUGAUCUUUUCCCUCUCUCUCUCUCCCAGCAUGCAGUGCCGGGUUGUUUGAUGUCCCCCUCUUUCUAACACUGCCUUUAUUGUUUCAUUCUGUCGUUUUUUUCUGCCUGUCAGCCUUUUCUCCUCUUACUGCCUCUCUCUCCUCUCUCUCUCCAUUUCUCUCCUCUCUCUCAUGCCUCCUCCUCUCUGUCUCUCGUCUCUCCUCUCGUCUCUCUCCCUCGUCUCUCGAUCUCUCUCCUCUCGUCUUCUCUCUCUCUCAUCUCUCUCUCUCUCUCUCUCUCUGAGUAUAUGGUUUUUACAGUCUCUGCCUGCUGAGUCCUUCCUCUCUUCCUUCCUUCCUCUAUCCCGCCAUCUCUCCCUCGCGCUUUACCUCUCCUCCUUUCUCCCUCCAUCUCUCUUCAGCUCACCUCCCUCCAUAUCUCUCUCCCCCCAUCUCUCUCCCCCCAUCUCUUCCUCUCUCUCCCUCUAUCCCUCUUCCAUUCAGUCAGCUCAGUUCUUAACCUCCCAGUCAGCUCUCCAUUCGUUACAUGUCUGUCUGCUACCAGUUAAAUGGAAAAAUCUCGCUGCCCUCUUUGGCUCAGACUUUCCUGAUUACUCCAGUUCUGGUUUAGCGCUGCCUUAUUUUAGCUUUCCUAGUUGGCUUGCUAGAGAUGGACAGAUGCAGAGAGAGAGAGAGGGGAGUGUUUUAAGUUCUGAGUGGCUUACUUUAGCUGAUGAUUCUCUUGCUGUAACACAGCCAUCAUUGAUAAUGCAAUAGACACAUAUAAAAUAUAGACAACAAGUGAAUUCUUUCAUAUUGCUGAACCUUGACCUGUACCUCCUACAGUAUAUCCUGUCAGGAAGUGAAUGUUUACGACUAGGCUAGUUGCCCCGUGCUGGGCGUGCCACAUGAAGUGAUGCUGUUUCUCUCCCUGGUAGGCUCGUCAGCUGGUGAAGGAUGGUUUCCUGGUGGAGGUGUCAGAGGGUUCCAGGAAGCUGCGUCACGUCUUCCUCUUCACAGACCUGCUGCUCUGUGCCAAGAUGAAGAAGACCUCCGCAGGGUAGGUUAACGCUCACAGAGCAUCAACACAAACCCAUGCACAUUCAGGUAUAUACAUAAACCCACUGUGCUAUUCACUGUGCAUAAACUUAGAUUAUACACUCUUGAGUGGUCUCCAGUGUGAGUUCAUUAUCCUAAGUCUGUUGAGAGGUGGGUGUGGUAGUUGUGCGCGCGAGCAGAGCACCAGGUGUCUGGUUAGCAGAGAGGCUGAUGGAGGCCACAGCCCAUCAGUGUGUGUGUGACUGGAGAGAGAAUAGACUAGUCUGUCACCCGAGACUAGACCAGUCAUCCAUAUUAACACUUAGACACUAUUUUCCUCCACCUCACCUUACCUCCCCGCUCACUGAGAGACUGUGAGAGAAUACGCUGCCCAUAACAAUGUAUCUCCCUCUAUCCCUCUCUCUAUCUCCUGUGAAUCUAUCAAACAUUUUUUACAUUCUUAUUAAAGGUGCGUUCGAUAGGAGAGAGAUGGCGAGAAAGAGAGAAGAAAGAGAGACCGAGUGAUACAGGGAACAUACUCCAAUAGCCUCUCCUUCUAUGAGCCAGACUGAUAGCUUGUCCCGUAUUCCUACAGAGUUCUAAUGGAAUUGAGUAGUUUUCUGUGAUCUGGAACAGUGUAUCAGGAUGGAUGACAGCCCUGCUCAAAAGGGAUUCUCUCUUUCACUGCUGUUAUUAUUUCCUCCAUUUUAAAACUCCAAAGUAUUCUCUGAUGUUAUAAUUAAAAAGGAAGACUAUUAAUUGAAAAUUAGAAUGUAGUCAUACAUGAUGCCUUUGGUGCUGUAGACCAGGGGUUGGCAAACUUUUUGGCUCGAGGACCACUGCGGGAUUUUGAAAUUCAACGGAGGACCGCACAGAUUUUUUGGGGGACUGAUUUGUUUGUCAAAGUCAAUUUGCGUGCCAGAAAAAGGGCAGUUAUUUUAAAAAAAAACACAUAGGUCCAUUAUAAUUUGUACAUACUUUUAUAUCUAGUUUUAGAUGUUCAAGAGUGAGUGGCCUGGAGUGGGUUAAAAAAAUAUAUACAUUUACUCAAGCCUCUCGGGGUUGGAUGUUUGCCCUUCUGUAGACUAUUGUGGAGAAAUGGUUUAGAAUAGUGAUUACAGGGCUCGUAUAGGGCUGAAUAUUAAGAAAUUGCCGUUGUGGAUGUAUGGAUGUUGGGAAAUGGAUAGAAUACAGCAAGGCAUGUAUUACAAUCUGGUCUCAAUCUGGUACUUGGGCCUAAGGCGAAGUGUUUGUGUGUGUGUGUGUGUGUGUGUGUGUGUGUGCGUGCGUGUCUAAAUUGGGAAUGACAGCAUACACAGCCGUAGAUUAAGUGUUUAAUUUACAGGAUUGCCUCCCAUGGCAUGGUUACCGAUGUUAGCGUGAUUGGGGCUUAUUGUGAUUGACAGUCGUUGCUGCCGCUGUCCUGCUACCUCACCGUGUGAAGGACAUACAGACAACUACCGCUGUCAUGGUUACCUCCAGUCUGUAAAUCACUCUGUUAUGGUCUGUAGCUUUAGCUAUCUGUCGCUGUGUCCCAAAUGGCACCUUAUUCUCUAUAUAGUGCACUAUGGGGUCAAAAGUAGUGCGCUACAUGGGGAAUAGGGUGACAUUUCAAAUCAAAUCAAAUUUUAUUGGUCACAUACAAAUGUUUAGCAGAUGUUAUUGCGGGUGUAGCGAAAUGCUUGUGUUCCUAGCUCCAACAGUGUAGUCGUAUCUAACAGUUCACAACAAUACACACAAAUCUAAAAGUAAAAGAAUGGAAUUAAGAAAUAUAUAAAUAUUAGGAUGAGCAAUGUCGGACUGGCAUUGACUAAAAUACAGUAGAAUACAAUAUAUACAUAUGAAAUGGGUAAAGCAGUAUGGAAACAUUAUUAAAGUGACUAGUAUUCCGUUAUUAAAUUGACCAGUGAUUCCAUGUCUAUGUACAUAGGGCAGCAGCCUCUAAGGUGCAGGGUUGAGUAACCUGGUGGUAGCUGGCUAGUGAAGGCUAUUUAACAGUCUGAUGGCCAUGAGAUAGAAGCUGUUUUUCAGUGUCUCUGUCCCAGUUUUGAUGCACCUGUACUGUAUGUGAGACGCAGCCUACUGUAUGUGUCCUCUGAUCUGGACUAUAACACUAUAGGAUUAGGCCAACAGCCAAUUAAAACACGCUAUCCAGUUGAUAGCUAAUCAUCAGUAUUAACUCACUGAGAAACCUUAAUCCCAUUCAAUCCCUCUAUAUCUACUCAAUCAUCAUGGAUUAUUAAUGUUUAUAUUGACUCCACAGCCAUAUUUAUUUUCCUACAGAAUUGGUGUAUAAUAUACCACCUUUUCCCAAUGUAGAGAUAUAAAUUAAGAUGUAAUCUAUGUGAUUAUGGUGAACAAGGGCUGUGAAAAGCUCAUUGGGGAGCGUGAAAGUGCUGUGGACGGACGGGAGGAGAUUAGAUAUGCAGAUUGUAUUCAACAGCAGCGGAGCCAAUCUUGGUCCCCCUAAUCAGCUCUACCUCAGUCUGUAAUAGAGAGAGUGUUUAUUAAGUAGACACUAGAUCAUCUUAAACACUUCUUGGGCAUUUAAACAGCGCAUGAAUACAGAUACACACCUUAGAGACAACAACAAUAACACUCCAUGGACCACUCUGAGACAAAGGGUUUGCUUACAAGGGGGAGGGGGCCGCAUCUCACCCCGUAUUAAGGAGGAGAGGAGGACUCAUAAAAAAUUGAGGGAUAUCUGCAGGCGAAGGAGGGGGUGGGGGUGAGGGUACAUAUUGGGAUGAAGAGACAAAACAAGAGAGAGAUAUUUGCUGUCUCCAUCCUCUGUAGCUCAAUUGGUAGAGCAUGGCGCUUGUAACGCCAGGGUAGUGAGUUCGAUCCCCGGGACCACCCAUAAGUAAAAAUGUAUGCACACAUAACUGUAAGUCGCUUUGGAUAAAAGCGUCUGCUAAAUGGCAUAUUAUAUUAUAUUAUAUUAUAUUAUAUUAUACAAUACAGCCAAAACACUCAGGUUAUUUAACUAGCCAAAGAAAAAUGCUAAUCUAAAACGUGAAAGAGUCAUACUACUAUUUGUUUGUUGUGCAGUAUUUUACUUUGGGGGUAAAAUCAGGACAUGUUAUUUAUUUUUGCUGUCAUAUUUCCUGUCCCAUCAUUUUAGAUGAGGUUUGCACACAUUGGAGUUCUGAUUAAUGUAUUCCUGUGUUAAUGAGUGUACGGUCCUGCCUCCAGGAAUGAUAAUGAAAGCUCGUUAGGGGAAUACAAAAACAUCUCUAACAACAUUAGUGAGCAUCUGUAUAACCUGAUGGAUGUGCUGAACACGCAUUUAGUCUUUCUGUGUCUGAGUGUUUACUAUGAGAUCUCCUCAAGUCAAGCAAUCUUUUCAAACUACUAAACAUAAGGAGAUAUAGUAGUAGGGGAGAUAUGUCUAAGUUAUGAGCAAAAUUGAAUAUGGCUCAACAAAGACAGAUGAUAUUGCAUAAAGCAAAACAAAUGGAAGACAAUUAAUUAUAUGGUUGGUGUUGCCCCCUCCUUUACAGGGCCAAUAGAAAUAUCUAAUAAUAGCUGCGAGCAGCAAUGAACGGGGUUCACAGGAUGACAGAAAGGACACAAGAUUUGUCACAUGCUUCGUAAACAACAGGUGUAGACUAACAGUGAAAUGCUUACUUACAGGCCCUUCCCAACAAUGCAGAGAGAGAAAAAAGAGAAAUAAUAGAAAAAGAAUAACACAAAGAAUAAAUAUACAAUGAGUAAUGAUAACUUGGCUAUAUACAUGGGGUACCAGUACCGAGUCGAUGUGCAGGGGUACGAGGUAAUUGAGGUAGAUAGAUGGGUAACAAUGCGAGCACUCUAUCAUGUAGGAAUGAUCUUCAUUUAUACAAUGGGUGGGUCUAAUCCUGAAUGCUGAUUGGAUAAAACCGCAUUCCAGCCAGUGUCUAUUCCACAAGUUGCCACCGGCUAAAUCUAUCACGUUAAAAUGCCUAUUUACUAUGUUCCAUCUGACUGCGCAAUCCACUGUCUCAUCAGCCCAGCCAGGCAACUUAUAAACUUGAUCUCCACUAUAAAAAGCAUCAUCUCAAAUAUAUUUUAAACUAACAUUUCGUUUUCAACAGCGGAGAUUUGUAUAAACCUUGCUGUCUGUCUCUCUGACAUUUGCGACAUUGUUUCAAUAUUCAAAUUCGAUCUCCUGCUGUCCCAUAGUAAUGAACGUGUCGGGACGAGACAGACAGACAGACAGACAGACAGACAGGCAGGCAACGUUUCUCAGCCAGUCGAAAUCAUGAAACAGCUGGCAUAAUUUUUAUGGAUAUAUACAAAAAAAUGUCAAUUGAAAAAAGGUAAAAAGAAAAGCAGUCUUUCCAGCUUCAGUUUGAAGUGAUUAUGUUACUAUAGCUGUGUUGUUGGCUAGCUCCUCUGAACAACAGAGUGAGUACAUUUUCUAUGCCAGGCGAAAUCGCGCCUCAUUAGCUCAUUGUUAUGGAUGUAUCCAAAUAAAUGUCACUAGAAAACAGCUUAAACAAAUGCAAAUGCAGCUACUUUGCUGUUAUUCUGGCUGGACUUUGACAUGACUGUAAAUUAGCCGUAGUUGGCUAGCUAGCAGGCAAAGGAUAAGAACUUUGCCAGCCAGUAUGGCAAUGGAACAUUUAGAACGAAUGACUGGGUCACGUCCAUAGAUACAGAACAAAAAGACUGAAUGACUGGGUCGCGUCUCUAGCAACUGCAAGAAUAUUUGAAGAUAAAUACACAACGCAAGGAAUUAACGAUCAUACUAUCCAGGUCUGUGCCCAAACAGUUUGAGCUUCUACUUCUAAAAAUCCAGAAAUAAGUCUCUCACUGUUGCCGCUUGCUACAGACCCCCCUCAGCCCCCAGCUGUGCCCUGGACACCAUAUGUGAAUUGAUUGCCCCCCAUUUAUCCUCAGAGUUCGUACUGCUUGGUGACCUAAAUUGGGAUAUGCUUAACACCCCGGCCAUCCUACAAUCCAAACUAGAUGCCCUCAAUCUCACACAAAUUAUCAAAGAACCUACCAGGUUCAACCCUAAAUCCGUAAACAUGGGCACCCUCAUAGAUAUCAUCCUGACUAAUUUACCCUCUAAAUACACCCCCGCUGUCUUCAACCAGGAUCUCAGCGAUCACUGCCUUAUUGCCUGCGUCCGUAACGGGUCCACGGUCAAAUGACCACCCCUCAUCACUGUCAAACGCUCCCUAAAACACUUUAGCGAUCUCAUUCCGUCAGUAGAGGAUGCCUGGGUUGUUCUUUAAAAGUAAUUUCCUCUCAAUCUUAAAUAAACAUGCCCCAUUCAAAAAAGACAGAACUAAGAACAGAUAUAGCCCCUGGUUCUCCUCAGACUUGACUGCCCUUGACCAGCACAAAAACAUCCUGUGGCGUACUGCAUUAGCAUCGAAUAGCCCCCGCGAUAUGCAACUUUUCAGGGAAGUUAGGAACCAAUAUACACAAGCAGUUAGGAAAGCAAAGGUUAGCUUUUUCAAACAGAAAUUUGCAUCCUGUAGCACUAACUCCAAAAAUGUUGGGACACUGUAAAGUCCAUGGAGAAUAAGAGCACCUCCUCCCAGCUGCCCACUGCACUGAGGCUAGGAAACACUAUCACCACCGAUAAAUCUACAAUAAUCGAGAAUUUCAACAAGCAUUUUGCUACGGCUGGCCAUGCUUUCCACCUGGCUACCACUACCCCGGCCACCAGCUCUGCACCCUCCGCUGCAACUUGCCCAUGCCCCCCCCCGCUUCAGACAGCUGAUGUUCUGAAAGAGCUGCAAAAUCUGGACCCCUACAAAUCAUCUGGGCUAGACAAUCUGGACCCUUUCUUUCUAAAAACUAGCCGCUGAAAUUGUCGCAACCCCUAUUACUAGCCUCUUCAACCUCUCUUUCGUAACGUCUGAGAUCCCCAGAGAUUGGAAAGCUACCGCGGUCAUCCCCCUCUUCAAAGGGGGUGACACUCUAGAUCCAAACUGUUACAGACCUAUAUCCAUCCUGCCUGCCUUUCGAACGUUUUUGAAAGCCAAGUUAACAAACAGAUCACCGACCAUUUCGAAUCCCACCGUACCUUCUCCGCUAUGCAAUCCGGUUUCCGAGCUGGUCAUGGGUGCACCUCAGCCACGCUCAAGGUCCUAAACGAUAUUAUAACCGCGAUCGAUAAUAGACAGUACUGUGCAGCAGUCUUCAUCGACCUGGCCAAGGCUUUCGACUCUGUCAACCACUGCAUUCUUAUUGGCAGACUAAAUAGCCUUGAUUUCUCAAAUGACUGCCUCGCCUGGUUCACCAACUACUAAAUCUAGAAUCGGCUUCCUAUUUCGCAACAAAGCCUCCUUCACUCAUGCUGCCAAACAUGCCCUCGUAAAACUGACUAUCCUACCGAUCCUUGACUUCGGCGAUGUCAUUUACAAAAUAGCCUCCAACACUCUACUCAGCAAAUUGGAUGUAGUCUAUCACAGUGCCAUCCGUUUUGUCACCAAAGCCCCAUAUACUACCCACCACUGUGACCUGUACGCUCUUGUUGGCUGGUCCUCACUACAUAUUCGUCGCCAAACCCACUGGCUCCAGGCCAUCUAUAAAUCACUGCUAGGCAAAUCCCUGCCUUAUCCUAGCUCAUUGGUCACCAUAGCAACACCCACCCGUAGUAUGCGCUCCAGCAGGUAUAUCUCACUGGUCAUCCCCAAAGCUAACACCUCCUUUGGCCGCCAUUCCUUCCAGUUCUCUGCUGCCAAUGACUGGAACGAAUUGCAAAAAUCUCUGAAGCUGGAGACUCUUAUCUCCCUCACUAACUUUAAGCAUCAGUUGUCAGAGCACCUUACCGAUCACUGCACCUGUACACAGCCCAUCUGAAAUUAGCCCACCCAACUACCUCAUCCCCAUAUUGUUAUUUAUUUUGCUCAUUUGCACCCCAGUAUCUCUAUUUGCACAUCAUCUCUUGCACAUCUAUCAUUCCAGUGUUAAUACUAAUUGUAAUUAUUUUGCACUAUGGCCUAUUUAUUGCCUUACCUCCAUAACUUGCUACAUUUGAACACACUGAAUAUAUAUGUUCUGUUGUAUUUUUGACUUUAUGUUUUGUUUUACCCCAUAUGUAACUCUGUGUUGUUGUUUUUAUCGCACUGCUUUGCUUUAUCUUGGCCAGGUCGCAGUUGUAAAUGAGAACUUGUUCUCAACUGGCUUACCUGGUUAAAUAAAGGUGAAUGAUCAAUGGAAAUAUUUGUUUUUCUGUAAUAAGGAAUUAACGACCAAUGGAAAUAGUUUUUUUUCUGUAAUGGGGAACUGAAGAUUAAUGGGUCAGGGACAUGGGUUGUUCUUCAGUUCAACAUCUGUUUAGAAUCUGUCCAGUCCAGGGCUCAUAGCUAUGUGGCAAGUUCUCAUUGGUCCAAAUUGUCUAUACAUUGAGCCUGAAACGGGAUACUUGGUAUUUGGCCAUUGGCCCAAUUUUAUUACAAGGAAUUCUAAUUGGUCAACCACAGGCUAGGCUUGGGUAUAAACUACACCCUCUCUCUUUGUUCAGUGGAGAAACAUUGAGGACAGGGAAGAAUGAACAUCUACCAUCUACUUUCCAGCAUAACAAUGAUUUGUUCUCUUUGAAUAAAUAUAUUUUUCUCCCUCUGAUUUGCUUUGGGGUCUGUGUUAUUGAAGAAUAACAUCAACUGCUAACACAACCCUAGAUUUGUGUCGGGACUAUUAUCUUGUGGAAGGAUGAAAUAGAAUGAAUAAAUUAAUCAAAAUAAUGUUUUUAAUGAAAAUAUGUCAAUCAUUAUUUGAAUAUGUCUCGGGCCUAACAACACCCGUGCCAAUAUAUCCUCCAAACGCCGGCUUCUCUGGCAUUAUCACUUAAUUAUGUGCAAUCAGUGAAAGCGUUACCAUGUUCAUCUCUCAAUACCACAAGGAUGGUGCAAGUGAGGUUUAGUCUAGUGCUGUAGGUUGGUGCCGUGGCCAACUUUGAAUGCAGAAACGAAUCAUUCUCAAAUUCUUUAGAGGCUAAUUUAUUGAGUCUAUAGUCAAUCUGAUUUAUGGUUCAUGAGAAUAUAUAUUUUUAAAGAUUUACAAAAUUGUAUAAAGAUGGGGGAAAAUCUAUCCUGAUGGACGUUAUGGGUCCUUGAAGCAAAUUUGUUCAGCAUGAUUAAAGGCGCCUACAUACAAUGUUUCAAGUCUUUAGGUCAAACGUGGCGGCGGAUAUGAGGGUUUAAGUGAGACGGCUUAUAACAGUGCCACCUAUAGGCCAAUCGGUGCCAUUAUUUUUUACCAAGUUACGCAUGGCCUCUAGUUUCUGUGUGCCAAAUUUAAAAAGUACUUACUAAUCUAUGCUUGAGUUAUUUGACCAUAUCAAGAACAUUUUAAAUAGAAGAAUAACAAUAGUUUUCACAACUUCGCUGUGAACCGUAUUUACAGUAGUUCCUCAUUGCCUUUGUCCCUCCAGACUCUAAAAUAUAUGAAAGAUAUUGAGCUCUCUCUCUCUCUCCACCCCUCCCUUUCUCUAGGAGACACCAGCAGUAUGAGUGUAAGUGGUACAUCCCUCUUGCAGACCUGACCUUCCAGUUGCUGGAUGACUCGGACGUCUGCCCCCACAUCCAGGUGCUGCCGGAACACGAGAUCGAGGAGAUGAAGACCAAGAUCUCUGUCAUCAAGAGUGAGAUCCAGAAGGAGAAGGUGAUAUAUUAUGUUAAUUAAAAAUAAUAUAUAUUUAGCCAGGUAAAUCUACAUGAACAGAUUAUCUUUUGAGGUUGUAUCUAGCACUGCUUUGUUUUAGACCCAAACUAAACCCAGUUGUUAUUAAUUGAGCCAAAAUGGUGGUGAUGCGGCCCUUCCUUUGCCUCCCACUCAGUGUCAAGCCAGGUCAUGGUCAGCUGGCCAUUAAGGCACUGUGGAGGAAGUGUCCUGCCCAGCCUGGCCCCCCAUUCUGGGCUGGGUUCCCUGGGUGUGUCCCUCCCUCCCUGGAGCCCUAUGGUCUGUGUUUGUCUUACUCUCUCUCUCUAUCAGAGGCUAGAACCAGCCUGCCUGGCUGGGUGAUUAGGCUGGGUUCUUCUAGCUUUAUUACUACUGUUGUUGUUAUUGGAACACUUCCCCUCACCGCUUCCACUCUUAGACAGGUCGACUGGGGACUAGAGAUCUGUGUGCCACACACACACACAAAGAGAAGGGGUCAACUUCCAGGUCAUCUGGACAGAGUCAGCACGUCAGUGUGUGAAUCACUUAUACAGUACACUCAUAUGUAUAUACACAAUCCACCCCCUCACUGUAUCUACACUCACAAACAGUAGGCCUACACUCAAGCUAUCCCGUGGGAAGUUUGUUUAUUCUGAUGAACUUGAGUACAGUGGAACAGCGAUAGCCAUCUAAUUGUAGUUGUCAAAUAAACACAGGUCCUUAGAGGAUGACUGUGUUCCCGGAGAUCACCUUGCCCAGUUUCCCUUCAACUCUUUACCUCUUCAACACAAUAGACUUAUUUAUGUCAGCCCUUUGUUGUCAUUUUACUGUGGAAAGCCUUGGGAGUCUAUAACCUUGAAACUGCAUAGGUUUACAAUUGAUUUACAACCUUGGCUUUAGCUGCACACUGCUUUUUUAUUUCAUCCAUCACACACAUCAUCCAACAACCUCUACUUAUUCUAAUGGUUACUAUACAGGACGGUAUUUAUUUCAACUUCCAGUGAUUCCUUCCUUAGUAAAUACCUGUUUAGGAGGUUUUGGAGAGCAUAGUGUGAGUUCAAAUCAAAUGUAAUCAAUCAAAUCAAAUUGUAUUUGUCACAUGCGCUGAAUAGAACAAGUGUAGACUUUACUGUGAAAUGCUUACGUACGAGCCCUCUCCCAGCAAUGCAGAGUUAUAAAGUACGAAAAAUGUGUGAAUAAAAAAGGAAAUAGUAACACAAUAAAAGAACAACUAGGCUGUAUACAAGGAGUACCGCUACCGAGUCAAUGUGCAGGGGUAUGAGGUAGGUGAGGUAAUAUGUUGGUAGGGGUAAAAGUGACUAGGCAUAGAUAAUCAGGAUAGAUAAUAAACAGAGUAGUAGCAGCGUGUGUGAAAGUAUGUCUGUGUAAGUGUGUGUGUGUGUGUGGCGGCAAUAUGCAUGUGUGUUGUGUGUGAGCGUAUGUAACGUGUGUGUGUUGGAGUGUCAGUGUAGUAUGUGGUGAGUGGGUAGAGUCCAGUGAGUGUGCAUAGAGCCAGUGCAAGAGAGUCAUUGCAACAACAAUAAAAGUGGGUCAAUGCAAAUAGUCCAGGUAGCCAUUUCAUUAACUGUUUAGCAGUCAUGGCUUGGGGGUAGAAGCUGUUUAGGAGCCUUUUGGUCCCAGACUUGGUGCUCCGGUACUGCUUUCAGUGUGUUAGCAGAGAGAAUAGUCUAUGACUUGGGUGGCUGGAGCAUUUGACAAUUUUUAGGGCCUUCCUCUGACACUGCCUGGUAUAGAGGUCCUGGACUUGGAGACCUAGGCCUGUAUUCACAAAGCGUCUCAGAGUAGAAGUGCUGACAUUGGAUCAAUUUAGCCUUUUAGAUUAUAAUGAAUACGGUUAUAGUAAAGGGACCUGAUCCUAGAUCAGCACUACUACUCUGAGAGGUUUAUGAAUACAGACCCUGUGCUUCCAGGUUGAUACCAGACUGCUACAAUGGGUCAUACAGUAGGGGCAGACUGACUGACUGCACUAAUCAGAGCCGGAAAAGGCUGAUUGAACUGAUUACAGCCAGAGCAUGGCCUGACUCUGCUUCCUGGCAAGGGAUGGGUUGGAGGAGGUUGUGUAGGGAAUGGAGAUUCUGGAGGGCAAGGACAUGGACAUUCCUUGGAAUAGUUAUCAAGCAUCACACUGUAAAUUCUAGUGAACAAAAUGUAGCCAAAUCAUUUCCCCUGUUUACAAAUGUCUCAGGAAUACAAAAUGCGUAUUCAUGGUCAAACACACACGAUACAAUUCAGGUUUAGUAGAUGGUACAGUGUGUUGGAUUUCAUUGUGAUUACAGUAUAACAGGGCUAUUCAACUAUAUUCUUACAGGGGCCAGAUGUAAAGAAGGUUAAUUGCAGGGGGCCGGACAUUUUCCACAUGCAAUUAUUCUUUGGAAGAACUGUAUAAAAAAGUUUCGCACACACACCAAUAAAGCACUUUUCUUAAAAUGUAAUGUUGCUAAAAGUAAUAAGGAAAGAAGUGGAGGGUGCUCAACCAACGGGAGUCGAGGUGCAACCCACAAAUGGGAUAAUCAUUAAACGCUCACCAUUAUUAUUAUUAUUAUUUUUUUACAACUAUUGAAAGCUUCUUAAAAGUAAUUAGGUCAUUUUAUUUUCUGAGAUAUGUCAAAUCAGGUAUUGACAAAUUCCAGUCUGAAGGAAGUAUGCUUUGAAUUCAUUUCCCUCAGUCCUUCUUUUAUUUUCUUCCUGAGAGUUGUAGCUUUCAGAAAUGGGGUCAUAAUAUUUUGUAGCUUUAACCGUUCAAACGCUAGAGCCAAAUUCAUAUGAAGAAAAAAGAAUCAACAUGCCACAUAGGCGCUAGAAACUGCUAGAAACCACACAAUAGACAACCACAUUAGUGCUUAUCAUUUUUUUUUUGCAUAUCUUUUUAUUAAUGUUCAGAAUUGAUCAAAGGGCCAAUCUAAAUUAAUAAACGGCCCGGAUCUGGCUCGUGGGUCGCCAGUUGAAUAGCCCUGCAGUAUAACAAACUGUAUGUUAACAUACUGCGUGCCCUGUUUGUUUCUGUGUGUGUAGAAAGCGCUGAAGGGCCAAAGUCGUAAUGUGGAGCGUCUGAGGAAGAAGAUGAACGAGCAGGAGUCCUGGCUGCUGUUACACUCUCCCACCAUCCCUUUCCGCAUACACAACAAACACGGCAAGGUAAGCUGCUACUGCGUAACCACUGGCCCUGGAUCAGAUAUAUUUUCACACUCUAAUGGUUUGGGUGAAGACUGGGGGUUGGGUAAUCUGAUUCUAGAUCUGUGUUGAUGUCCCACUGCUGGCUUGCCUGUGAAGCUAAGCAGGGUCGGUCCUUGGAUGGGAGACCAGAUGCUGCUGGGAGUAGUGUUGGAGGGCCGGUAGGGGGCACUCUUCCCUCUGGUCUAAGGAGAUCCCAAUGCCCCAGGGCAGUGAAGGAGAGAUUGCCCUGCGCAGGUUGUCGUCUUUCGGAUGAGACGUUAAACGGGUGUCCUGACUGUGGUUAUUAAAAUCCCAUGACACUUAUUGUAUGAGUAGGGGUGUUAACCCCGGUGUCCUGGUUAAAUUUCCAACCUGGCCCCAUUCCAUCAUGGCCACCUAAUCAUCCCCCUCAUUCCUAAUUGGUGUAUAUCACUCCUCACCUCUCCACCAUGCUAGCUGAUGUGUGGUGGGCGUUCUGGCACAAAAAUGGUUGCCGUGCAUCUCCCAGGUGGGUGCUACACAUUGGUGGUGGAUGAGGUGAGUUUCCCCUUACUAUGUAAAGCACUUUUAAAAUCUCAGUUGGUAGAAAGGCACUAUAUACACUGCUCGAAAAAAUAAAGGGAACACUAAAAUAACACAUCCUAGAUCUGAAUGAAUGAAAUAAUCUUAUUAAAUACUUUUUUCUUUACAUAGUUGAAUGUGCUGACAACAAAAUCACACAAAAAUUAUCAAUGGAAAUCAAAUGUAUCAACCCAUGGAGGUCUGGAUUCGGAGUCACACUCAAAAUUAAAGUGGAAAACCACACUACAGGCUGAUCCAACUUUGAUGUAAUGUCCUUAAAACAAGUCAAAAUGAGGCUCAGUAGUGUGUGUGUGGCCUCCACGUGCCUGUAUGACCUCCCUACAAUGCCUGGGCAUGCUCCUGAUGAGGUGGCGGAUGGCCUCCUGAGGGAUCUCCUCCCAGACCUGGACUAAAGCAUCCGCCAACUCUUGGACAGUCUGUGGUGCAACGUGGCGUUGGUGGAUGGAGCGAGACAUGAUGUCCCAGAUGUGCUCAAUUGGAUUCAGGUCUGGGGAACGGGCGGGCCAGUCCAUAGCAUCAAUGCCUUCCUCUUGCAGGAACUGCUGACACACUCCAGCCACAUGAGGUCUAGCAUUGUCUUGCAUUAGGAGGAACCCAGGGCCAACAGCACCAGCAUAUGGUCUCACAAGGGGUCUGAGGAUCUCAUCUCGGUACCUAAUGGCAGUCAGGCUACCUCUGGCGAGCACAUGGAGGGCUGUGCGGCCCCCCAAAGAAAUGCAAGCCCCACACCAUGACUGACCCACCGCCAAACAUGCUGGAGGAUGUUGCAGGUAGCAGAACGUUCUCCACGGCGUCUCCAGACUCUGUCACGUCUGUCACAUGUGCUCAGUGUGAACCUGCUUUCAUCUGUGAAGAGCACAGGGCGCCAGUGGCGAAUUUGCCAAUCCUGGUGUUCUCUGGCAAAUGCCAAACGUCCUGCACGGUGUUGGGCUGUAAGCACAACCCCCACCUGUGGACGUCGGGCCCUCAUACCACCCUCAUGGAGUCUGUUUCUGACCGUUUGAGCAGACACAUGCAUAUUUGUGGCCUGCUGGAGGUCAUUUUGCAGGGCUCUGGCAGUGCUCCUCCUGCUCCUCCUUGCACAAAGGCGGAGGUAGCAGUCCUGCUGCUGGGUUGUUGCCCUCCUACGGCCUCCUCCACGUCUCCUGAUGUACUGGCCUGUCUCCUGGUAGCGCCUCCAUGCUCUGGACACUACGCUGACAGACACAGCAAACCUUCUUGCCACACCUCGCAUUGAUGUGCCAUCCUGGAUGAGCUGCACUACCUGAGCCACUUGUGUGGGUUGUAGACUCCGUCUCAUGCUACCACUAGAGUGAAAGCACCGCCAGCAUUCAAAAGUGACCAAAACAUCAGCCAGGAAGCAUAGGAACUGAGAAGUGGUCUGUGGUCACCACCUGCAAAACCAGUCCUUUAUUGGGGGUGUCUUGCUAAUUGCCUAUAAUUUCCACCUGUUGUCUAUUCCAUUUGCACAACAGCAUGUGAAAUGUAUUGUCAAUCAGUGUUGCUUCCUAAGUGGACAGUUUAAUUUCACAGAAGUGUGAUUGACUUGGAGUUACAUUGUGUUGUUUAAGUGUUCCCUUUAUUUUUUUGAGCAGUGUAAAUCCAAUAUAUUAUUAUUUACUUUUCCACCACUGGAGGGAGCUGGUGUCCUAUAAAAUUUGAUUUCCCCCUGUUUUGUCCUCAGAGCUACCUGUUCCUCCUGUCUUCAGACUAUGAGAGGUCAGAGUGGAGGGAGAGCAUCCAGAAACUACAGAAGAAAGGUACAGGAGUCAGGAGAGUGAGAGGACAGGCUGAUAUAGUUUUUUAAAACAACUAUGCCAUGGAUUCAAUGCCUUCAAUGCAAUUGCACAUUUAAAGAACCUAUAGCCUGGCUGUAUGUUCAGGUUUAUUAACGGUGUGUUUCUGUGUUGGUCUUCAGAUCUGCAGACGUGUCAGUUGAGCUCUUUAGAGCUGCAGGUCCUCACCAGCUCCUGCUUCAAACUCCGAACUGUCCACAACAUCCCUGUCACCAGUUAUAAAGAUGGUAGGUCACACACACACACACACACACACACACACACACACACACACAGACACACACACACACACACGUAUGUGUGUACAAACACAUGCACAGACACAAACACGUUCACCUCUCCUUCCUUUCCCCUCUGUUUUGAGUUAAAACCCACAAACACAUCUACUUUCUCAGCACAAAAAUAGAAAUGGGUUGGUAAGGAAUCUAGGUUACAAUGUGUUUCUCAUCUAGUGAUAUGUGCCAUGGUGUGUGUGUGUGUGUGUGUGUGUGUGUGUGUGUGUGUGUGUGUGUGUGUUGCAGCAGGGUUCAGAUGGAAUGUUUGGAUUGGGGUGACAUUAAAGCCAGCUGGGAGACCUGCUGUGAGCUCCCAGGAUGCACAGGGGGACAGGAAAUGGCAGGGAGACACACACUCAUACACAACACUGUUAUACCAUUACACUCGGUCCCACAUUAAACAAACAAGAAAGCGUUCAUAAAGUCUUCAUAAGUCACUUUUUACUUUUACGUCAGUAAGCAGACGCUCGUGGGAAUCGCACCCACAACCCUGCCGUUGCAAGCGCCAUGCUCUACCAACUAAGCCACAUGGGACCCCACUAUGCACCACAAAUCCCACACUCAUGGUUUUCAUGGUUGCUUCUACAGUCCUUAGAGAUGUAAUAUCUUCAUCAAAAGACAAACAUGUUUUCUUGCAAGGCAAGGGUGUUUCUCCUCCUGUGCUUUUGCUUACACUGAAUGAUACAUUGUUAUCUUGCUAGAUUUCUGCUAGACUUAGUUUAGUAAGUUGGAUAUCAUGUACAGUAGUAUAAAUCUAAAUUGGCCACAAUAUUUGCAAGUCACAUUAGGAUUAUCUGAGUCUGGCCACAGCAUUGUAAACCCAUGAUUACAGACAGUGAUAUACACUGAGUUUACAAAACAUUAGGAGUGUUCAAAACACUAAUAUUGAGUUGCACCCCCUUUUUCCCUCAGAACAGCCUCAGCCUUCUGCCCUCAGAACAGUCGAAAGUGUUCCACAGGGAUGCUGGCCCAUGUUGACUCCAAUGCUUCCCACAGUUGUGUCAAGUUGGCUGGAUGUCCUUUGGGUGUUGGAGCAUUCUUGAUACACAAGGGAAACUGUUGCGCAUUCAAAGGAACUUAAAUAUUUUGUCUUGCCAAUUCACCCUCUGAAUGGCACACAUACACAAUCCAUGUCUCAAGGCUUAAAAAUCAUUAUUUAACUUGUCUCCUCCCCUUUAUCUACACUGAUUGAAGUGGAUUUAACAGGUGACAUCAAUAAGGGAUCAUAGCUUUCAUCUGGAUUCACCUGGUCAGUUUAUGUCAUGGAAAGAGCUAAUGUUCCUAAUGUUUUGUACACUCAGUGUAUUUUGAUGGUACAGUGCUUCCCCUUGUGGUGACCUGAAGUACAGCUCCUGGCUGGCACAGACGGUCAGUUUGUCAAAGCAACUCCCUUUAUACUCACAUCAAACACUUCUGUUUGCUCUCCAGUUUAGAGGGGAUCUGACAUGUGAUUAAGCAAAGCAAAGCAUUCUUUCUCCUCGAUAGUCACUAUACAGCACAGUAUGGCAAAACAAAGGCUCCAGUUCAGUUCAUUGGCAUUUGACAUAUGUUCUACCACUAAAACAGACACACACACCAUGCUAUGAAAUGAUUAAAUGUAGGGAGUAGCAGAGUAGCUGAGGGGGUGAAAUAAAGACCAGCUGGAGGAGGAAUGUGAUCCCCUAGAUACCAUCACUCUGUCUGACACAACACUCAGGCCAUUAUAGGGACCAGGUAGAAGAAACUAGCUACAGAUCUAGGAUCAGAUUACUCUAACCCUGAUCCUGACCUUAAACAUUAGGGGGUUCUAGGAAUACACAUUGACAUGUUAUUACUACCAUAUUCUUUGAGUAUUUUUGUUGUGGUUAUGAUAGAGACAGAAUACCAUCUUUUAAAAAGAGCAGUGGAGGGGGGAAACGAAAGUUUAGAGUCUAGAGUAGACCUUCUCUUGGCUUCUCCCUCUCUCUUGGUGGCAUGACCUGUCUCUGACUGAACACAUACAGUCCAUAGCACCAUACAUACACAUGACAUAUUGUUUUUCCAGGACUCAGUUUUUCGCCUCUCAUCUCAGUAGUGGUCCAGAGCAUAACCCGAUGGGCCUGCAGGGAUCUCCAAACAGGCCUUCUCCAGUUUCAAACCCCUGUUUAUUUACCAGGAAGCGCGCAGGCCUCACAGGCCUCCGCAACAUAAUCAUACAGGGGACAAGAGAGGGAGAGGGGAAGCAUAGGUGUGUGUAUUGGAUUGUGUGUGUGUAGGCUGGCGUGUGUGUGUUUUCAAGGCCCACCCAAGAACAUGCUUGUGAAUAUUUAUCUGUCUAAGGCUAAGAUACAUACACAUAUACCAUGGGGCAAAAUUAUUCCUCCUGUUUUCCUGCUAAUGUCAGAGAGAAAUGAGGGAGUUGUGGGACAGCUGUAUGGGAUGCCUUGGUGUUGAGGUCACACACUAAGAUGAAUGAAGCAGAGUGUGUGAUUGAACCUGAUCUCCUCCAUCUACCACAGCUCAGUGUGUGGUGUGUGUGUGUGUGUGUGUGUGUGUGUGUGUGGACCCAGUCCUCUUCAUCGUCUUUGCUUCCUUCUCCAACAUGGGGCUUCAGUUAGUCCACCUGAAAGAAUACCUCACACAAGCACACUGACACACACACACACAAGCAAUGUCACUAAAAUAUAUACUACUACACUGUUCAUUGCAAAUGAAAUGUACCCUCGGCUAUGAGGUAACGGGAUACGUCCCAAAUGGCACCCUGUUCCCUAUAUAGUGCACUACUUUUGACCAGAGCCCUACGGACCAAAAGUAGUGCACUAUAUAGGGAAUAGGGUGUCAUUUGGGACGCAGCCUCGGGGUUAUGAGAAUUAAUUUUCCCAGGUCACAUCCAGGUCACUGAUAAUGAGUGUAACUAACUGCGUUGUGUUGUUUUGUGCUGUGUGUUCCAGAUGAGGAAACCCCAGGCCUGUAUGGAUUCCUCCAUGUGAUCGUCAACUCUGCCAAAGGCUUCAAAGAGUCAGCCAGUAAGUCUCUCUGUCAUACUGGGCUUAUACUGCACUGUGCUCAGCAUCUGCUCUGUGUCUGUGUCUGUGUCUGUGUCUGUGUCUGUGUCUGUGUCUGUGUCUGUGUCUGUGUCUGUGUGUGUGUGUGUGUGUGUGUGUGUGCAUGUGCAUGGAUGCACACACGUGUCCAUCAGCAUCUUUCAGCUUUUGUAUGUGUGCUCGACACAAGGACGUUCAUUUUAUGGAUCAGCACAUCUUGAUGGUUAUAGCAUAUCAUUUACAGCUUGUGCCACAACCCAACAAAGAGGACAGAGGUUACAGGGAGAAAGGGUUCAGGGUUACCAUGUCUGUCCCUGCACACUGGUUCUCUUCUCCACAGUAAAUCAUUUUACAAGGCCACAACACAGACCCCCAGCACAGAGGUAGAAGUUACCACUGAAACCGGGUCAGGUAUUAUUUAAUCCCCCUAAUGGUUAAGGAUUUGAAGUAAUGGACUAUCUGAUCCAAAAUCUGUGGUUAGGUGCAACUGCUACCUCGUGCUAUUACUGACUUGUGGCCGGGGUUCUCCUGGUAAAAGAGAGAGAGGGAUGGAGAGGAAGAGAUAGAGGUGGAGAGAGAGCGCGAGAGAAAGAGAAAGAAAGCCACAGGGCCAGUCCCUGAGGAGCAGCUCUGGACCACAGUCACAUUCCUGUGGCUCCUUUGAUGCUAGGGUCCGUCAGGGACACAACUACUCCAUAAAGAGAGCUGACAGGAACAGAGUGGCCCCUACACAGCCACAGCCGAGCCCUCAACGGACACACACACACACACACACACUCACGGACAGUGAAGGCCAGGAGAAGCUUUUUCUCUCUAUCCCUAUCUCUCUCCCUCUCUUUCUCUCUCUCCCCCCUCUCUCUCUCAGCCGACAGACACACCCUGGCCUCACCCCGCCUGGUGUGUGCAUGAUAGCCCUAGCCCUGACUGCCUGUAUGUGUUAUCAGGGGGAUAUGAUGUCAGAGAGCCCUAGAGUGUCGCAGAUAUGUCUGUACCAGACAGCUGGCGCUCCACUGAACACUCUCCACUGUCUGUUACCCUGUUACACAAGAAGCACCAGUUCAAAUAUUACCACAGCAGGAAAAAAAAGACCCAACGAAAUACGCCUCCGCCUCAGUUACUAUGACAGCCUGUACUGUAGUAUACUUUAUGAAAGCUUCAGAGAGAGAUUUUCUUGUGUAAUGGGUUGGGGAAAAAUUGGAAAGCUGUCUCCACUGAAAGCCUGUUUGAUCCUCACCGGAGCAGUGGGCAUAAUUGUUUAAAAAUGAAGAAGCAUGUUGAAGUGGUUUGGUUUUACUUUCCCUCAAUUUUCUCAUGGACCGUACCAUUGUCAUGCCCCUCUGAUAUGCGGGGGGGAGUAUGUAAGAAAUGUAAAAGGUGCUGUUUUAGUCUAAACACCCCUUCAUGGGUACAUAGUGUCUCCUAUGUCUAUGUAGCGGGUCGUAGCUAGCAUAAUGAUGCAGUUAAGCCACCUACCUACCUGAGACCAAGUCACCUCUGAACCCCAACAACCUGGUUCAACAGUAUGAUACAGUAUAGUUGGCUUGGAGUGUGUGGAGUAUUGUUGGGAGAGUGGAGUUAAAUCUCAGAGGGAGUUGGUAGAUGUUUCAUCUAUCCUGGGUCUUGUCCUCUGUGGUGUUUGGAUGACAUUUCCUCUAAUAUAUCUCACCACCAGGCAUGCUGGCCAUCGUCAUCAUAGACCAUUGAUGAGACACAUUGUCACCGUCACCCCCCUCCAGACCACUGUUAAUCAGGGAGAUGUCAUCUGCCUCCGUCCCAUUAUAAAGUACACAAUUAUGGAUCUGUCCCAAAUGGCGCGCUAUUCCUUAUGUAGAGCACUACUUGUCAAAAGUAGUACACUACACUGAGUGUACAAAACAUUAGGAACACCUGCUCUUUCCAUGACUUAGACUGACCAGGUGAAUCCAGGUGAAAGCUAUGAUCCCUUAUUGAUGUCACCUGUUAAAUCUACUUCAAUCAGUGUAGAUGAAGGGGAGGAGACAGGUUAAAUAAUUAUUUUUAAGCCUUGAGAAAAUUGAGACAUGGAUUGUGUAUGUGUGCCAUUCAGAGGGUGAAUGGGCAAGACAAAAUAUUUAAGUGCCUUUGAACGGGGUAUGGUAGUAGGUGCCAGGCGCACCGGUUUGAGUGUGUCAAGACCUGCAACGCUGCUGGUUUUUCACGCUCAACAGUUUCCCGUGUGAAUCUAAGAAUGGUCCACUACCCAAAGAUCAUCCAGACAACUUGACACAACUGUGGGAAGCUUUUGGCGUCAACAUGGGCCAGCAUCCCUGUGGAAGGCUUUCGAUACCUUGUAGAGUCUAUACCCUGACGAAUUGAGGCUGUUCUGAGGGCAAAUGGGGGUGGUGCAACUCAAUAGUAGGAAGGUGUUCCUAAUGUUUUGUCCACUCAGUGUAUAUAGGGAUGCUGUUUGGAAUGCAAGUCUGAUAGAGAUGUCUUAGUUUGUUAGGACAUUUCUUUGAGAAGGGACAUUAUGGAGACUGUAGAGUACACUGUAGAGUAGACUGUAGAGUACUGUAGAGUAGACUGUAGAGUAGACUGUAGAGUAGACUGUAGAGUAGACUGUUAAGAGUGAGGACUGUAAGAGUAGACUGUAGAGUAGACUGUAGAGUAGACUGUAGACUGUAGAGUAGACUGUAGAGUAGACUGUAGAGUAGACUGUAGAGUAGACUGUAGAGUAGACUGUAGAGUAGACUGUAGAGUAGACUGUAGAGUAGACUGUAGAGUAGACUGUAGAGUAGACUGUAGAGUAUAGACCGUAGAGUAGACUGUAGAGUAGACGGUAGAGUAGACUGUAGAGUAGACCUAGAGAUAGAGUAGACCGUGAGUAGAUAGACGUUACUAGAGUAGACCGUAGAGUCAGACUGUAGAGUAGACUGUAGAGUAGACUGUAGAGUAGACUGUAGAGUAGACCGUAGAGUAGACCGUAGAGUAGACCGUAGAGUAGACCGUAGAGUAGACCGUAGAGUAGACCGUAGAGUAGACCGUAGAGUAGACUGUAGAGUAGACCGUAGAGUAGACCGUAGAGUAGACUGUAGAGUAGACUGUAGAGUAGACUGUAGAGUAGACCGUAGAGUAGACCGUAGAGUAGACUGUAGAGUAGACCGUAUGUGGAUCUGAUAUUUCAUGUGUUUAGUUUUAUUGUCGGCUUCCCCUGUCUCUGCCCUUAAAUUUUGCAUUGCUCUGAUUCUAUCUUUAGGGCAUAUUGUGUGUGUGUACAAGCCAUAUGUCACCCAUUUGCUCCCUUGCAUAAACGUGUGUGCCUGUGUUGGUGUGAUUUGAAUGUGUUGUGUGUAUUUGCUUGUGUAUUUGUAUACAGUGCUACUCUAUGUUUAGCCCGUAGCACACUACAACAUACGGUACCUUCAUAUGAAGCAGACACUGGAGUCAGAAGAUACCUCUCCAGGGUUGUUUUUAGGAACUGCAGUAUGUACAAAUAUGUCCUAUUAAAACUAUCUUAUCAGCGUUGCCACCCGUAGUUUCCUUCAAUAGGAAGCAGAGAUACAUUUCAGCUCAGGGCAACGUUUCAAAAGUGGGUCAGAAGAAGUAGCUAAGAGUCUACUGGUCCCCUCCAAAAUACAAUACAAAAAUAAGGGGAAAACAUUGACCUAGAAUAGAGGUGUUGACAGAACUGUGGGAAUCAUUGUAGUCAACAUGGGCCAGCAUCCCAGUGGAACGCUUUCGACACCUUGUAGAGUCCAUGCCCCGACGAAUAUAGGCUGUUCUAAGGGCAAAAGUUGGUGCCACUUAUUAUUAGGAAGGUGUUACUAAUGUUUUGUACGCUCAGUAAAUGUCAUGUUUUGAACUUGAAGGAGAGAGAUCUUCUCAUCUCUUCCUGUCUAUAUAUAAUGUAUAUAAUAUCUCCCUGCAUCUUUUUUUCAUACAACCCUUUUUUUCUUUACUUUUAUUCGUGUUUUCAUCCCGGAUCCAAUGAAAAAUAAUAAGCAGACAAACCCUCCUCCCCUCCCUGUAUCUAAGUCUUGUUGUUCAUCCAGACCCAGUUUAGAUGUACUGAUUGCUUUAAGUCUUCAAAAUGACUGUUUUAGUCUCAGGUUUCCCUGCCCACUGUUUCACCUACCAAUGAACACACAUCUGCAGGCUAGGAUUAGGAAGAGGUCACACACACACACACACACACACACACACACACACACACACACACACACACACACACACACACAAAGAGAAGGGGUCAACUUCCAGGUCGUCUGGACAGAAUCAGGAUGGUAUCCAUUAAGCUCAGUAGUCGGUGUCUGUGUGUGUGACUGGUCAGACCCCUCACUGACCACCAGAUUCAUGAGGGCAGGAAGAGGCCUGCCAAUAAAAUGACAGCCCUCAGGGCUUAUUCAACCAAUCACCACCAGUCUCCAGCUCUCCUUCUCCUCGUGUCACAUUUCUGAAGGCUCCUCUGACAACACUACUAGCACACAUUAAAACGAGGCGAAAUAUGCCGUUUUUUUAUUUUAGGAUUUAAGUCCAGACCUAUAAACCUACUUCAGAUUUGAUGUGAAAAUAAACUUUUAGAUAAAAGUAGCCCAGGAGUAUGAAGUAUGAAUGUUUCCCUUAGUGGUGUUGGGUUUACACUAAGUCUGAACAGGCCUAACUUUCAGAGAGGUGCUGGGGAACAGAGGUGUAAAUCUGACACAGCAGGGAGUUGUGCGUCCGAUUAUAGUUUUUCUCUAAACGGAGCCAAAUGCUAUUUCUGUGAGCAUUAACAGUGAUAAACUACCCUGUUCUAACUCUCUGUGAACUCACUUCAGUGGAGCAGCACACUAGGCCUAUGUCCAAAUAUGUAUAGUACUAUUUAUUUCCCAGUAGUCUUGAAUUUCCCAUACUUUGUGUGCGUCCCAAAUUACACCCUAUUCCCUGUAUAUAGUGCCCUACUUUUGACCAGGGCCCAUAGAGCUCUGGUCAAAAGUAGUGCACUAUAUAGGGUUCCAUUCGGGACUCAGACUUUGAAUUUAACUGAUAGAGACAGUAGUUAGUGUGUUUUCCAGCUCCUCUUCCUCUCACUCUGAUAGUCACCCACAUGGUGAAUGUGUUUAAUUACUAAAGCGUGACUCCAUUUUGAAAACACCCCCAAAUGGUCAGUUACCCCCCACCCCACAUGAAAAGAGAUGCCGUUCCUCUCUCCAGUCUGGAUCCUUCUGCUUGUCCUGCCAUAUCUCAACUGGUUGGUAUGAUACCUUAACCGCAGAGGUGGGACCAAGUCACUAUUAUUUGAGUCACAAGCAAGUAACAAGAUCUGAGUCUCAAGUCGAGUCCCAAGUAGAACGGGUCAAGACUCGAGUCAAGUCCAAGUCGUGCAUUCUAGUAAAAAAGUCAAGUAAAAACAAUUAAAAAAUAUAUACAUGCAACGACUUGUUCAACUACAAAUCUUUGUCUAUUUAUUGAGGCUACCAGACAGCCCUUUUGAUUAUUUUAUCUACAACAUAUCUUUAUUAGCUUAUGUAAUUGUAAAAUAUGGACCUUGUAGCAGUCAUAAGGGCAUGAAAUCAGCAGAAGGCAAGGCAGGUUGACGUGCUCAGAGUGUAGAUUUAUUUACAGGUCUUGGUGAUCCAAUGGUGAAAGCUACAUAUCAUACAAAUAUACAAGUAGAUUGACCAAAUAUACAUGGGCAAUAGCCCAAAAGAAAUAGCCUCUGUAUCAGGCUUAAGCUGUCCUAUCUGAACGGACACUGGUAGAGGGCAAGACUGCACAGCUUCUCCUUGAGAAACCAAAUCAAGUCUGUCAAACACAGGAGCUCAAACAGGUAGGCCUACAUAAUAUAAACACUUGGCCCCCAGGACCAUACAAUUACCCAAUUGGCAAUUACAACCAAUAAACUGGUUCUACAAUGUAAAAGACAAUGUCCACAUCUAUUGUUACAUUGGUACAUUCGUCUUAAUCAGACUAAAUUAUUUUUUAUGAUAUUCCAACACCAUGCAUACAUGGAACAAUCAUUUUGUCUUAUUCAACCUUCUGACUCCAAAGCGUGGAGCGCAGGCCACGUAGCCUAUUUCUAUGCACACUGAGGCGUGGGCGCUCCUAUUACGCACAACCAAAAUGACAGAGAUGUAGGACACGGACACACAGAACUCCGACAUAGCCCGGCAAAUAUGAACAAAGGAAACUAUACAUUUAAUUAAAGAAACAUAACUUCUACCUCAUGAUUCUUUUGAAAGUUCAUGUGCACUAUAAACAUCAUGCCCACUCAUAGCAGGGUAAGAAAUGGUUGGCUAUAAAAUGAAUGUAUCGUAGUAGGCCUAUCAGACAUAAAACAGAAAUGUCUACGUGUUGCAAUUAACAGUAAGGUAAUGGAAUGAUAAAUCGCUAGCAAUUAUUGUAGUAUUAGAUAGAAUAUACAUUUACCACAGAGGGCCUAUGCAUUUAAACAUGUGAAAGCAACAGGAAACAUUUCAACAAGAUUUAAAAAAGCACUCUCCACUGGCAGGAGUUUGGAGUGCAAGUGAAGAGCAGCGCCUAUGGUGCGUCUUCGCCACAGUAAUAUUUGAUUUUAACAACAAAUUCCAAAUGCAAGCUUCAUAAGUAAAUUAUAAAUAUCAAGCAAUUGUUACAUACCAAAAGAACAAUAGUCCUAUGCUAGUAAUUGUUGCCCCAUUUCUGGUGAGCUUGCAAAAUAAACAGUUAAUAUUGUUGAUCACCAAAUUUUUUUUUAGCUGAAAUCCUCACUCCCUACAAUUUGACAUUUGCGCUUCACCCGAUCCUAUAGCUGUACAGCAAAUCAGCAUUCUGUUUGCUAGCUCACCUGACCAGUGUUGAUUGACAGUUUGCUGGUCCAAUCAGAGUGCAGAGUGUGCAUUUCACUAGCCAAUCUGUUGCAGUUGUUUUUGCAAGGGCGAUUCUGCGGCUACUGUCUCUGGCUGCGUGUAGAUUAAUCCACGUAGUCUCUGUGCCACAAAAUGAGUGACAAAACAUUACAAAACCUGGCCAGAUAAUUUAAAGUCAUAAGUCUCAAGUCAAAGUCGAGUCCCGAGUCUUGAGGCUCCAAGUCAUGUCUCAAGUCAUGUCUCAACCCUAAUCCAGAUGUUGAUAUAAGUCUAUGAGCUAAACCCAGACAGACAUGGGUCAUGCUAUUGUUUUCAUAUUGCUACGCCAUGUGUGACUAUGUGCUACAGUGUAAACACUGUCUCUAGUUCUGUGCGUGGGUGAUGUGACUGUAUGUGUAGCAGUGGUGCCUCCCAGGGGUCAGGGUGGGUAACCAUCCAUCAUGCUGUCAGAGAGCAGUCGAGACCCCAGGGACUCAUUAUGCUGUCAGAGAGCAGUCGAGACCCCAGGGACUAGCGGGGAUGGAGAGAGAUGGCUCAGUCUCUUAGACUAUUGCAGGGGAGAUAUAGUAAUGGGUAUCUGGAUAAAUGACCUAUGGAGACCAGUGCAUUAGCAUAAACAUGAGUACAUUAGUCUCCUGAGUGGCGCAGUGGUCUAAGGCACUGCAUCGCAGUGCUAGCUGUGCCACUAGAGAUCCUGGUUCGAAUCCAGGCUCUGUCGCAGCCGGCCGCGACCGGGAGACUCAUGGGCGGCGCACAAUUGGCCCAGCGUUGUCCAGGGUAGGGGAGGGAAUGGCCGGCAGGGAUGUAGCUCAGUUGAUAGAGCAUGGCGUUUGCAACGCCAGGGUUGUGGGUUCGAUUCCCAUGGGGGACCAGUAUGAUUUAAAAAAAACAAAAAAUAAAAUAUGUAUUCACUAACUGUAAGUCGCUCUGGAUAAGAGCGUCUGCUAAAUGACUAAAAUGUAAAUGUAAUUAGCCUAGCUGAUGCUCUGCUGUCUGAGCUGAGGGGAAUACCUGGCCCGAGGACUUGAUCUGUGUGUGUGUGUGUGUUGGUGCGUGCGUGCAUGUGGGCGGGUGGGCGGGCGUGCGUGCCUUAUUCAUUCUAUCAGUAAUGCAGGCCUCUACCAUUAGGUGGUAAGGGCUUGAGAAACAAAUUGUCAGUGACCAUUGAUACAGACAUGAUCUAGCUCUACACAAUUGUGGUACGAUCAUAUUAAAAUGUCUAUCCAUUUACUGUCAGUAUUGCUAUUAUUGUGUUAUAUGUGAUGAUUAUUUUAGAUUCACUCAUUGUGAUUUCUGACUCCUCUGUGUCCUGUUCAGAUUUGUACUGUACCUUGGAGGUGGACUCCUAUGGCUACUUUGUCAGCAAGGCCAAGACCCGCGUCUUCAGAGACACCACUGAGCCACAGUGGAACGAGGUGAGAGACCAACACUCGUCAGAGCUCCAAUAUUCAGAUCAUAUUACAGUCAGUUAGUUAUGCUGUCAAUAGGACGUUGAACUCAAUAUCCAAUACUCCAUACAGUCCGUUAGUUUGACCAAUAGGAAAUAGAACCCAAUUCUCAUGUCCUUCCUGUCUGUUGUCCAAUAGGAGUUUGAGAUCGAGCUGGAGGGUUCUCAGUGCCUGCGGAUCCUGUGCUAUGAGAAAUGCUACGACAAGACCAAGCUCAACAAGGAUGACAAUGAGAUCGUGGACAUCAUCAUGGGCAAGGGCCAGGUGCAGGUAAGGAGAGCGGGACAACCCUCAUGUCAUGAAAUCAAACUCACUGUAUUCUUAUUCCGUAAGCAUGUAUGGACUUCUUUUCUAUAUGGACCCUCACAGAAACAUACAGUACCACAAGCCAUAGAGAUGGAGAAAUGCAUUCGGCUCACAGACCUUUCCCCAACGCGUGACUCACUCUUAUUGUUGUCUGGCCUCUUGUGUGCAAUAGUUGGGUGUUGUGGUGGGCUACUUUGACGUGGGUCGGUUGGUUUAACUGUCUGAGAAAGAGGGACAGAGAGAGAAUGAGAGAGUGAGUAAGUGAGAGGUUUUCCCCUUCCUUGUGGGAAAAUACACUCUAAAAAGUCCCUCGCUCUCAGAAUGUCCUGUGACUGUAACAUGUUUAGGAAGGUUGUGCAUUGCAGUCUGUGGUUAGUUAUUAAGACUCAUCACGUUGUUGUUUCUCCCUCACAUAGUCUCAGUAGUCUCUUCUCACAACCACUGUAUCACCAUGAGUCUGACAAGGGACCACUAUUUGUAGCUUUCCCAGAGACUCCUUGUUCUUCCAUCAGGUCAAGUGGGGCUUGACUCUUUUAAUUUAGUCUGUAGCUGCGUAGUGUAGUUAUGACUUUCCACUGUCAUUUUAGUGAUAGCUAUUCUCCUCUUCAGGCCUGUUUAUGUUAUCCCAGCGUCCGCCAUCUUUGAUUUUCCUCCUAAAUCUGGGUCAACUUUGAGGAUUAUUAAAGGAGUAUUACUAAAGAAUGCACAGUACUGUAUUGUUGUUUAUUUCUCUAGUGGUGCAAUUGUAGUGUAGCUAGAGGUGAGCUUAGAGCAUGUUUGACUCUUUAGUUCCUUAACCUGGUUCUUCAAAAUGAAAAUAAAGUCCCACUACACCCACACAGAAAUCAGUGUCAACUAUUCACUGGUGUUGUUGGUGGUUGUUACAGCACAGAACAACAGCUUUUUCAGGUAGAAACGAGCUCACUGCCUAGUCGUCAUGGGAAUACGAGCUCUCUCAAACGGCGGACUCUGAAAAGUGGGGCAAACUAGAAAUGUUGAGUGAAAAUGAUUCCUUUUAAGACAAGUCACAGCUAAAGCGUUCUUCUCCAAACGAUUCAACUAGUGUUGUGUGGAGAAUAUACUUAGACGGUAUAUUUGUGUACUAUAUAAAUAACAAACUAUUAGCCUAGAUUGUGAUUGUUCAUAUUCUUCUUACAUUUCUUAUCUUACACUCCAGCAUCUCUUUAGUUCUUUGCCGUUUGUUUUGUGUUUUCUGUUCUUGACUGACGUGUCAAUGCUUCUCUUCAAGUAUAGCGAAGGAUCUCACUCCACACUGCCCUCUCAUUGGCAGUCCAAUUUGGAGAGAGUUUGUUUUUAUAGAGCUGUUUAAAUGGUUGCCUGUUUCUUUUCCCUAACUACCUGUAGAAAAGCUGUUUGGAUAGAGCAUGUUUUAUUUGCCUCUAGUGAACCAGAGAGCAGCUCUGGCCUGUCUAAGUGAAUGGUCCUGUCUGCGUACUAACUCUGCGUAGGAACUGAGGAAUGUUCACAUUCUCUCGCUAUGCUAUACAUUCUGAGAUGUCAGGUACUUGAGUUAUGGUGACAUCAUCGUAGCCCAUACAGUUGAAGUCGGAAGUUUACAUACACCUUAGCCAAAUACAUUUAAACUCAGUUUUUCACAGUUCCUGACAUUUAAUCCUAGUAAAAAUUCCCUGUUUUAGAUCAGUUAGGAUCACCACUUUAUUUUAAGAAUGUGAAAUGUCAGAAUAAUAGUAGAGAGAAUGAUUUAUUUCAGCUUUUAUUUCUUUCAUCACAUUCCCAGUGGGUCAGAAGUUUACAUACACUCAAUUAGUAUUUGGUAGAGUUGCCUUUAAAUUGCUUAACUUGGGUCAAACGUUUCGUGUAGCCUUCCAAAAGCUUCCAACAAUAAGUUGGGUAGAUUUUGGCCCAUUCCUCCUGACAGAGCUGGUGUAACUGAGUCAGGUUUGUAGGCCUCCUUGCUCGCACACGCUUUUUCAGUCAAUUUCAGUCUAAUCAUCAAGCCCUUGAUGAGCUGAAUCAAGUGUGUUUGUCCGGGGAUACAACAAAAAUGUGUGCUGUUGGAGGACUGGAGUUGGGAAACACUACACUACUCCAUACAGUAAACACUCCUACUACUACUCCUACAACAUACACUUCACCAGUACAGUAGAGUACCAACAAUAAUGAUAUUACUACCAAUAAUGAUUUCUUCUAUUUCUAUCUGUUUAAAACACCUCCUGAUCUUUGGCAAGGCACCUUUUGAACCAGAUUAUAUUCCACUGUAAUUCCACUGUAAUCCCUUUAUUUAUUUUUGCCCCCGCUAAUGGGUUAAGGAGGUUUCUCGUCUUCCUGCACAGCUGCAGAGGAGGAGUGGAUGAGUGAGCCUGUUAGCUCUCUGAUUGAACUGAUUAGGAGUGGAACUCUGGAGGGUGUGUAGGAUAAGUGUGUGUGUGUGGGUACUGAGGCACUGAGCUGCAGACCUGCCUCAUACCAACGUCAUGCCCAUGGCUAAGAUGUACUGUAGAUGUACACUACUAUAACAGCCUGGCGGAGAGGCACACUAAUGUCUUCUGGGAAAACACACUGCCACCCAGCCAACAACAGCCACGUUGUCAAAAAAUGAACAAAUAAAUAAAUAUAUUGUUCGCUGCUAGCUGUUGGAAAAAGGAGGGAGAGAACAGAAGAGAAUGGUAUGUUCAGUCCCAGGCUGAGAGAUGGUGGGAUUAUGAUUGGUAAUGAGUGUUGCUGUUGCUGGGGGAGAGGAGAGAGUUUCACUCUGCAGUGAGAGAGGCAGCCAAUGACUUAUCACUAUAAGAGAGGCUUGAGCUGAAAAGGAAACUCUCAAAAGAUAACUUCUCAGUAUUUCCUUUGCUUGCAUCAGCUCUAUCGGCUGAGCGUGGGAGACCAUGUCCCUGAUAUGAAUGUGACUGUUGCUGUGUGUAAUAGUGCUGGUUAAGGGACAGGGACACUGUAGAAUGGGAGAGGGAGUCUCUAUAGCAAGGACUGAAAGAUGUUCAGAAAACACUGUGAGGAGCUAAAAUGGAGUAUAGAGGACAUUGAAGUAAAGGGACAUACUGUCGAUGUUUGAGGGACUUGACUGUAGUUUACAUGCAAACACUUCAAGGUGCUAAAAUGUAGUUUAGUAAGGGGACAGUUUACGUCCGUAAUGUCCUUCCCUGUGCAUACCUUGUGGCUGAGACGUUUUCUUUGAGCUCUUCUGUUUUUGUUUCUCGUCAAGCAACUCUGAAAGGAGCCAAAAUGUUUUGCUUUCCUCUCUGGAGACCUAACUGAUUUAUUUAACAAGACUCCAGAAUACCAAAAGCCCUUAAAUGGACAUAUCAUGCAGCAACAUUGCUCUUUAUAUUUCCUGCUACUGUUAAUUUUCUUCACAGAUGAGAAAGUUGAGAUACUGUACAGUAAGUAAGCUAUGUCCUGUAAUGAGAUUUCAAUAUCGACAUUUUCCAUCAGAGGACAUUUUGUUUGUGUGAAGGUCUCAAAUUAAGAGGAUGAUAUAUGCUAGCCUAUCCUUCAAUGUCUUGAUAGGCUGAGUUCCAUUCUCUGUUUUUGCAUGAGUAGGCUAGUAUAUAUCAAAUGUGCAGUAUGAUACAUUAUUAGUAUACCUUGAAACUAUUAGAUAUACAGUGGGGGAAAAAAGUAUUUAGUCAGCCACCAAUUGUGCAAGUUCUCCCACUUAAAAAGAUGAGAGAGGCCUGUAAUUUUCAUCAUAGGUACACGUCAACUAUGACAGACAAAUUGAGAUUUUUUUUCUCCAGAAAAUCACAUUGUAGGAUUUUUUAUGAAUUUAUUUGCAAAUUAUGGUGGAAAAUAAGUAUUUGGUCACCUACAAACAAGCAAGAUUUCUGGCUCUCACAGACCUGUAACUUCUUCUUUAAGAGGCUCCUCUGUCCUCCACUCGUUACCUGUAUUAAUGGCACCUGUUUCAACUUGUUAUCAGUAUAAAAGACACCUGUCCACAACCUCAAACAGUCACACUCCAAACUCCACUAUGGCCAAGACCAAAGAGCUGUCAAAGGACACCAGAAACAAAAUUGUAGACCUACACCAGGCUGGGAAGACUGAAUCUGCAAUAGGUAAGCAGCUUGGUUUGAAGAAAUCAACUGUGGGAGCAAUUAUUAGGAAAUGGAAGACAUACAAGACCACUGAUAAUCUCCCUCGAUCUGGGGCUCCACGCAAGAUCUCACCCAGUGGGGUCAAAAUGAUCACAAGAACGGUGAGCAAAAAUCCCAGAACCACACGGGGGGACCUAGUGAAUGACCUGCAGAGAGCUGGGACCAAAGUAACAAAGCCUACCAUCAGUAACACACUACGCCGCCAGGGACUCAAAUCCAGCAGUGCGAGACGUGUCCCCCUGCUUAAGCCAGUACAUGUCCAGGCCCGUCUGAAGUUUGCUAGAGUGCAUUUGGAUGAUCCAGAAGAGGAUUGGGAGAAUGUCAUAUGGUCAGAUGAAACCAAAAUAGAACUUUUUGGUAAAAACUCAACUCGUCGUGUUUGGAGGACAAAGAAUGCUGAGUUGCAUCCAAAGAACACCAUACCUACUGUGAAGCAUGGGGGUGGAAACAUCAUGCUUUGGGGCUGUUUUCCUGCAAAGGGACCAGGACGACUGAUCCGUGUAAAGGAAAGAAUGAAUGGGGCCAUGUGUCGUGAGAUUUUGAGUGAAAACCUCCUUCCAUCAGCAAGGGCAUUGAAGAUUAAACGUGGCUGGGUCUUUCAGCAUGACAAUGAUCACAAACACACCGCCCGGGCAACGAAGGAGUGGCUUCGUAAGAAGCAUUUCAAGGUCCUGGAGUGGCCUAGCCAGUCUCCAGAUCUCAACCCCAUAGAAAAUCUUUGGAGGGAGUUGAAAGUCCGUGUUGCCCAGCGACAGCCCCAAAACAUCACUGCUCUAGAGGAGAUCUGCAUGGAGGAAUGGGCCAAAAUACCAGCAACAGUGUGUGAAAACCUUGUGAAGACAAAGUAUUGAGAAACUUUUGUUAUUGACAAAUACUUAUUUUCCACCAUAAUUUGCAAAUAAAUUCAUAAAAAAUCCUACAAUGUGGUUUUCUGGAUUUCUUUUUCUCAUUUUGUCUGUCAUAGUUGACGUGUACCUAUGAUGAAAAUUACAGGCCCCUCUCAUCUUUUUAAGUGGGAGAACUUGCACAAUUGGUGGCUGACUAAAUACUGUUUUUCCCCACUGUAAAUGCCACUGAAGAAUACUGCAGUGCCCGUCCCACCCAGACUGCUGAAAGUAAGUUCUGAUUUAUCUGCCUUAUUUCCAUGGAUACAGGGCACCCUGUGGGGCAUAGUGAGGUCAAACUGGUGUGUGUGCAUGUGUGCCUCCCUGAGGGUCAGCCACUCCAACACACACACACACACACACACACACACACACACACACACACACACACACACACACACACACACACACCAACACCCCUGCAGUACUGCUCUGAUCUGUCUCUGCCUGAUUGAGUCCCAGCCGGCAAGCAGCAAUUAAGUUCCACAUACACAGCUCUGACCCCCAAGGAGAUAACCUCUGACCCUUGACCUCUAGGGGUCAAAGCCCUAAUCCUCCAUUAAACAACAACAUGUUAGAGGCUAUUUCCCACCUGUCUGUCUUUCAUUUCACAUUGGGAACAUUUAAUGGGCUCUUAAUCUCCUCUGAGGGGGGCUAUUGCAGAACUGAUCAAUAUCUGUCCUCCAGAUAAAAUAAAUAUAUUUGUUGCGGUUUUAACUGACAUAAAACUGCAACAAAGAGAUGUAUUUAAUCUCUAGCUGGUCCGUAUUGAAUGAGGGCUGUGUCUGAAAUGGCAGCCUAUUAUAGUGCACUACUUUUGACUAAGGCCCACAUAGGGAAUUCCUAGGGAAUAAGGUGCCAUUUCAGCCCCAGCCGAAGUUGCAAGGAGGACGUUGACUGUCCUCAAAUGCCUUGGUGUUGAAGCGAGAGCUCGUGUGACUAACUGACUGGAUUUCCAUUUCAGCCUUUUUGCAUUUCAGAAAUGGCUCUUUUGUGACCUUUAGGUGCCCGUGAUUACUAAGAAUAUGUUAUUUCUAAAGGGGACCGGUUACGCAACGCUUGAGAUGACAACCCCGACCAGUGCUUUUGUACAGCGGACAUGCAUCAGUCUAAGCAGCUAAAGCCAGCAAUGCUUUUAUGUAGUAACCCCCCACACACACCCUCUCCUCACCCCACCCCCUGGGGCUCAAGCCCGGCCUUUAAUUUCUCUCUCUCUUAUCUGGAGGAGAGAGUGUUGUCUUUCAUACACCCACUGCUCACACAGCCGUCCGUCUGAAUGGGUUGGCUCCAGCACAGAGAAGACUGGGACUGGAGAAGAUUGAGGAGAUACUGAUGGUAUGACUCUGAUAUUGAUAGACUGAUCUUCUCCUUCUGUUAGGCGACACGUCUCUCCAGAGGCUUUAUCCCACUGCCUGCUAUCCCCAAUGAGUUUUUCCUCAUAAGAGCUGCCAGGAGUGAGACCACACUGAAUUCCACUGUACUGCAAUGGCCUGAACUUUGCAAGUAUCCACAGUGUGUCCCUCUGUGGUGGAUU
Messenger RNA from Coregonus sp. 'balchen', 35383 nucleotides. Lineage: Eukaryota; Metazoa; Chordata; Actinopteri; Salmoniformes; Salmonidae. The record is from the annotation of a GenBank genome assembly.